GCCAAUGGCCUCUGUAGAAUACCAAGAGACCCGAGCACAAAGAAGGAACAAAAAGAUCAGUGCUUAGCUGAAUCUGGAGAGAGGAUGAUCAACGCUUCCCGCCUCACCAGCACCGCCGUCCAGCAAGUCUCCCUCAUGCAUCGCGCCAAGUCCCAACCACACCUAUCAUCAUGACCAACGCCAACGCACAUGCUGCGCUUCGCCCAUGCCUGUUCACAUACUGCCUUCGACCCAUCCGAUCUCGCCCUCGAAGAACGAGAUCGAAGGGUAGUGGCACGACCUUGUGCAGCGAUCUCCUGGAGGUUGCCAUCCUCCUCUACAGUCCAGUGCGUGCCGCCUUGGGCAACCAGCGCGCAAUGGACCUGCACCAAGCCGCUCACCACCGGUUGCUCGAGCUAUGGAGCAACGAGUACUACGUGGUCGGGCCUCACGGUCACAGGCAAUUGGUCGACUGGGUGCUGGAGAACUGGACAGAUGAGAUGGAGGACGACGAGGUCUGGCCGCUCCUUGAACAGCUGCCCAGGUUCUCGCUGGCUGAGUGGCGCGACGAAGUCAACGCGACUUGCCGCGCGCUCACGGCGCCACCUGCGACAGGGCCUGUGGGUGGUUGGAUCCCGGCGUUAGGACCAGCAGCAGCGGGUGGAGCUGCGGGACCGGCAGCAGCGGGAGCGGCAGCAGCAGCAGCAGAUGGCGAGGAGGAGGCCGACGCAGAUGGCGAGGAAGGCAAUGCGACGGAGCUGGAGGACGACGGCACCGCCGCAAUGGAGCUGGAGGACGAUGGCACGGGCACGAUGGAGCACUCCGACGCCUACCUUGGAGAGGUAGUACGCCCUGUGGUCAGCAGGACCUACAGCGCGGCGGAAAGGGCUACCAUCGCCAGUCUCUGUGCGGACAUCGUGGCUCAAGAAGCUCCCGGCACUGCGCUCCCGGUCGGCACUGCGCACAAUGCCAUCUCGCAUCUCUUCAUGCCAAGCGAUCGGACGGAUGACAAGAUCUUGGAGUACGCCCAGAAGACCGACGAGAAGGCAGACGGCUGCGAUGCCCGGGGACUCCAAGCCCCUUCCGGCGUCCCCCCUCCAACGCCAAGCGACGGCGAGCCUGUGGCAGCGCCAGUCGACUUCGACUACGGCGCCUUCUGCCGCCGCAAUCGCUCGGCUGUCACGCUGUUCCUCCUCUGGGUCCGCCUCUGGGCAAAGAAGCAGCUAAUCCGGUGCCCCUGGACCGGUAUGCCUCUGCGCGUUCGAGGCAUCGAUGCCGAGCGCCGCGCGGAUCCCUUCGUUGCCAGCUUGGCAGCUCACGCCACACACGGAAUGCGGCGUGCCCGACAAGCAUUGGUCAGUUACACGAGGAGCUGGUCAACGCGGUGGUCACGAGCUGGUUUGGCAACCGGUGGCUGCGCAGUUGGCGCACGCCGGCGCUGAGGGCCACGCAACGCCGCCGUCUGGACUGGUACCUCGAGCGGGGGGCCAGGCUGCUGGGGUUGGAGGAGCUGACUGCGGAGGAAGUGGAGCAUGUGCGGUCCUUCUUUGCUCACGGCGGGCCCCUCUUCCUCGCCUACCCGGCCGGCGAGCGCAACGCCGUCAUCCGUUGCCUGCUCGCACAUCGAAGACCGGCAUUGUGCCCAGUGAUCGUCAUUGCUUAGCAUUUAAAGCAGUGCUCUCACCCGCUUGUAGCUAUAGUCUACGCGUAGAAUAGAAAUGCGGCCUGAACUCGGGCAGCUACGAGUAUACUGGCCUCCACAAUACAUCAAUU
This is a messenger RNA of Jaminaea rosea, 1752 nucleotides long. RefSeq lists its product as hypothetical. The record is from RefSeq and is a predicted model, not a curated record. The transcript is spliced from 2 exons. Bases 171 to 1421 code for a protein of 416 amino acids. NCBI's taxonomy places the organism in Eukaryota, Fungi, Basidiomycota, Exobasidiomycetes, Microstromatales.